Alnus glutinosa is the source of this 695-nucleotide messenger RNA. RefSeq names its product protein MKS1-like. NCBI's taxonomy places the organism in Eukaryota, Viridiplantae, Streptophyta, Magnoliopsida, Fagales, Betulaceae. Bases 12 to 404 code for a protein of 130 amino acids. Gene Ontology annotation, cellular component: nucleus. The record is from RefSeq and is a predicted model, not a curated record. The transcript has a single exon.
UCCCACAUAACAUGAGCUCCCAAACAAGAAAGCAGCAGCUUCAGGGUCCCAGGCCUGCGCCUCUUAGAGUGAGCGAAGGUUCCAGAAAGAUCAUCAAAAAGCCAGUUAUAGUAUAUUUGGAGUCUCCCAAGGUUAUUCAGGUCAGACCUGAGGAAUUCAAGGGCACAGUUCAACGCCUUACCGGGAAUCAUGCGCCGGUCGGACCUGAGGAAUUUCAGGGUACAGUUCAACGCCUUACCGAGAAUCAAGCGCCGGUAAUGGUUGCUGCCGAUGAAGCCAUGGGCAUGGGAAUCUCAAGCGACGGCCAACAGGAGUAUCAUGACGCCGGUUCAUCAGCUUUUGGAAUGCCUCCAUUAAUGCCUUCCGACUUUGCCGCUCAUCCUAGCUUCUAUCAUUCUAUGUGAAUGGAGAUCUUCGCUAAAUGCUCAAGAAAUUUUAUAUUGUAUACCAAAAAAAAAUUUUAUUUUUAUUUUUUUAAUUUUUUUUUUCUGGGUGGGGGGGGAGAGUGCAUAGAUUCUCGGAAAUUCCACCUAGCUAAUAGAGUUCUUCUGAUCGAACACAAAUAUUUUUUCAUAAUUUUUUUUUAGGGCAAUAUUUUUUCAUAAUUAAGGGUUGAUAUUAAUUGUGACACACUUAAUCAAUUGAGUGUCGUGAGGAAUACCACAGAAUUUAAUUAUUACAAGUUUUUUUAUUAA